Messenger RNA from Miniopterus natalensis, 996 nucleotides. RefSeq names its product MAGI family member, X-linked (gene MAGIX). Lineage: Eukaryota; Metazoa; Chordata; Mammalia; Chiroptera; Miniopteridae. The record is from RefSeq and is a predicted model, not a curated record. Gene Ontology annotation, molecular function: protein binding.
AUGGAGCCACGCGCGGGGGGCGCCACGGACCCUAGGGGGAGCAGAGGAGGCCGCGGAGCUCCGCAGCCUGGGGGCCGCAAGGCGGGGCAACUCCUGGCGCGGCUGGACGCGCGCCCCCUGGCGGCCAGAGCUGCGGCCGACAUGGCUGCGCUGGUACGCAGGGCGGGGGCCACACUGGGCCUGCGCCACAAAGAAGCCAUUAGUGAGAUGGAUUCUGCGGACAUAGAGGUCACUGACAGUCGCCUGCCUAAUCCCACUUUUGUGGAACACCGGCUCCAGCAUCAUCAGCCAGUGACCUUGGGUACAUGUACCGCGCCACCCCAAGUGACUCAGGUUAAGGCACGUUGUGUUUCGAAGCCACCCCAGGCCUCUGGUCGUUUCUCUGUGGAGCUGGUUCGAGGUUCUGCAGGCUUUGGCCUCACACUAAGUGGAGGCCGAGAUGCAGCCAGGGAUGCUCCACUGGCAGUACGAGGGCUGCUGAAGGAUGGGCCAGCACAGCAGUGCGGUCGCUUGCAGGCUGGUGACCUUGUGCUUCAAGUCAAUGGAGAGCCAACUCAGGGUCUCACCCAUGCCCAGGUCGUGCAGCGGAUUCGCACAGGAGGCCCUCGGCUCCACCUCCUGCUGAGCAGACCUCUUGAGACCCACCCCAGCAAGCCUGAGAGAGGGGGAGGACCCCAGAAAGGAGAUGAUCGCAGCCCAGAUCCUGAGGGAUCAGAGGUGACGAGACCUCGUAGCGCCAGCGCUUCCCCACUUCAGCACCCUCAAUCCCAUACGACGCCCAAGACCCGGGACAGCCCAGAGCGUAGCCCAGAGGGGGCAGCAGACGGCCUUGCGGUUCCUCCUCCUGAGCGCCGCACGGAAGAUCCGGACGACCGAUCCCUGGGUUCCCCGGGACCCUGGCUGGUGCCGAGCGAGGAACGGCUCUCGCAGGCCCUAGGUGUCCCGGGGGCCACGCAGCUCGCCCUGGAGAUGGCAGCUGGAAGGCGGAGGCACUGA